AUGCCCCGAUCGUGCUGGACGCUCGUCCUUCUGGUCGUAGUGACCACCAACCUCUUUGGUUCUUUGGCUUUCCACUGGCCAUUCACGAGCCCCGAUGACGAAGCUGCUGCUACCCCAACGUCAACCGCCCUCCUAGAUACCAACCCCGCAGUUGUUCACCCAUCCCCUGCAUUGGGUCCAGCCACCGCCCCCUUAACGAUCCCUCCUACCACGCCUCCUCACCAUAACCUCGAUGCGCUCGUCGCCUCUGCUGGUAAGCUCGAGCUCGACGCCGAAGGUAGGGGCUCCUUUAUUGACACCUCGUCCCUUAAACUGAAUUUCACGGUGGCCAAGGCGACCACAGCUCUGAGUGACAUUGUACCGACGUAUCGCAAUUGGGUCGGUCCUCGUGCUUCUGCUCCGGAUGCUGCUUGUUACCGGGAAGCUCAUAUCAUGAACACGUGCCCGACGAACUUCGACCGCAACGAAUUGACCAACACUUGCUGGGCUGAAUGCCCCCUUGCUUACCCCGUUGAGUGCGGUAUUGAAUGCAUUCGGCAAGGGGACGACUGCACCAUGGAAGCACUGAACAAAGUCGGAGCCAUUAUGAACUCGGCGCUGGCCAUUGGGUCUAUCGGAUCAAUGUUCAAGUUCUGGCCACUCGCCAAGCAAGUGACACGGGCUUUUGAUUGUGCCAAUAUGAUGAUCGGCUCGAUGCGUGCGAUCAUCCGGUACUUGCGUGGCGUCCAGACCGCGUACCCAACAGCACCGAUGGACCGGAUCCUUGCCGUCGUGUACCAAUCCAACAACGUUGUCACGGAUCUACCCAUGGCCAUUUACUUGUGCAUGGGGUGGGAGUUUUCAAGACCGCUGGAUAUUGCGGGUCGCGUGCUCACGUCCAUGAACUGGAUCCUGUUGAACGCUGUCAUUUACAAGGACGAUAUCUUCUCGAGCUGGAGCAAAUUCAAGGCCUUCUUGAUCGGUGCCAACUUUACCGAAGCAGUCAAUCACAUCAAUGAGACGGAGAUUGGCACACUCAGUGACGCGCUCAAGUCGAAAUCGAACUGUGGCUACAACCUGCGGGCUUUGACAGAUCGCACUUGGAAUACCGUGCACCAGCUACGAGCAGACUAUCCGGGCAUUUCCGAGGAUGACCUGCGCUUGAAGAUGCAGAACACGCAGCUCGUGACUUCGGACAUUGCGAUCGCGACGAACAAUUGCAUGGAUCAGCUGAUUCUCGAGUCGGAUGAAGCCACGGCGUACGUCACGCGGGAGAAGAUUCGCACGGCUUUUAGUGCCAUGAUCAACCAGCUCGUGUCGAAAGGCACGAGUAAUAAUGGCACGACGGAAGAUUCGCGCGAGUUUAUGUAUCUCGCGUUGAGCAAGACGCUUAUUUCAAUUGCUGUCACGGGUACCGAUCUCAUCGGUGUCACGGGUUUGUUUGUCACGUAUCUUCAGCACGUCUGUGGUCCGACGAAUUUCAUGGGCGAGAUCGACGAUGGCACGGACCCCAAGACGCUGGGGCUCACUAUCAUUGGCAAAGCGUUUAAUAAGACGACCAUGUCCUGGACGCGCAGAGGAGAUGGUGCCGUUAUUGUUGAUUUCAAGAGCACAGACACGAAGAACGUCACGGUGAAUAUCAUGUCGGGAGGGGACAAGGUUGAUGAAGUCGAAGUCCAUGCCGGGGGUGCUGCCCGGUGGAAGUCCAACAUCACCGUAUUAGGCGGCAAGACCUUGUACUUUGAUCGCUGGCGAGCCGGAUUCCUAGGUCUGCCUGGUACAGGUGGAGGCUCCCUGCUUCUAUGGGUACCUCAUUCGUCAGAAGGUGGACACUUAGAACUGCAGGUGGUGCUAAAUGUGACCUAG
Peronospora matthiolae is the source of this 1845-nucleotide messenger RNA. The record is from the annotation of a GenBank genome assembly. NCBI's taxonomy places the organism in Eukaryota, Oomycota, Peronosporomycetes, Peronosporales, Peronosporaceae.